GGCUUCUUGAGCCUCCUCGCCAUCAUUGCGCUUACCAAGAUGGCAGCAUAUGCUGAUGAGUCCCUAUCUCCUUCUCUCGAGGAGGUGACGAACCUCCUCCUGGGAUCAGGUUCCUCUUCCCCGCCUCGAGGCAAUACCGUACCCAUCUAUGUCAGCAUUCCCGCCGAUCUUCUCACACCCGUCAUGGCCUAUCUGCGCCUGACAGAUGGAGCCCCGCUAGGCAGGCCGAGCUUCCUCUGCGAGUCGGUCGUGGGAGUAGAAAAGAUUGGCCGCUACUCCUUCCUUGGCGCCAACCCUUACAAAGUACUGCGCUGCGGUUCCUCCGGCUGCGAUGUGAGCGGCGACCCACUCAAGGCAGUAGAAGGGGAGUUGUCCCACAUCAAGUACGUCGACUUGCCUGGGCUGCCCAAGUUCACGGGAGGCGCAAUGGGUUACCUGAGCUACGACUGCGUGCAGCACUUUGAGCCAAAGACACGGCGCGACCUGAAGGAUCCCUUGGGGAUCCCAGAAGCAGUCUUCAUGUUCUGUGACCAGCUGGUCAUCUUUGACCACAUCUACCAGUCCAUCAAAUGCGUCGCCCACGUCAUUCUUCCUUCCACACCGGCCUCUGCCGCAUCAGGCUCCUCGCCCACGCCCUCCCUCGUUGCAAGCCUCUACCACGAAGCAGCCCAGCGAGUGCGCAACCUUCUCGAGACGAUCACUUCCACCUCAUCCUCCGUACCCCUACCCAAGCAGCCAACAAUAGUCGGCGGACACGAAGCCGUCUCCAAUGUAGGCAAAGCAGGUUACGAAGGAUUCGUCACCUCGCUCCGCAAGCACAUCACCUCCGGCGAGGUCAUCCAAGCCGUGCCCUCGCAACGCCUCGCAAAACGCACAGAGCUCCACCCGUUCAACGUCUAUCGUCACCUUCGCCAAGUGAACCCAAGCCCGUACAUGUUCUACGUAGACUGCGGAGCUGACUGUCAGCUGGUCGGCGCCUCACCCGAGACGCUCUGCAAGAUCGAAGACAACAAAGUCUCCGUCCAUGCCAUCGCCGGGACGGUCAAGCGCGGGGCUGAUGCGAGCGAGGAUGCAGCGAGGGGCAAGGAGUUGCUCGAAAGCGAAAAGGACAAGGCAGAGCAUGUCAUGCUAGUCGACCUGGCCCGUAACGACAUCAGCCGCGUAUGUGACCCAAGGACGACGCAAGUGGAAAGCUUCAUGCAGUUGGAGCGUUUCUCGCACGUCAUUCACCUCACGUCACGUAUUACGGGACUGUUGCGAGAGGGUAAGAGCAGGUUCGAUGCACUCCGAUCCAUCUUUCCCGCGGGAACGGUCAGUGGUGCACCGAAAGUUCGGGCAAUUGAGCUGGUCGCCGAGUUGGAGCAGGAGAAGCGAGGCGUCUAUGCCGGAGCGGUGGGUCACAUCGAUUUUGCUGAGAAGGAGCUGGAUGUCUGCAUCGCCAUUCGAACGAUGUUGUUCAAGGGCGGGACGUGCUACCUUCAAGCUGGAGGCGGCAUCGUGUACGAUUCGGUGGAAGAGGAGGAAUACAUGGAGACGAUCAAUAAGUUGGGGGCUAAUGUCAGGACACUGCAGCAAGCUGAGGAACAUUACCUGAGACUUCAGAGGUUGGAGGGGGCCAAGGGCGAGGCGAGAUGAGUCAGAGUGGCACAGGGAUGUGGUAUAUCAAUGAGAGAGGGCGAUUAUUAUUACACUGUCGCAUGCCAUGCUCG
Messenger RNA from Jaminaea rosea, 1709 nucleotides. Its product is annotated as anthranilate synthase component. Lineage: Eukaryota; Fungi; Basidiomycota; Exobasidiomycetes; Microstromatales. Bases 40 to 1635 code for a protein of 531 amino acids. The transcript has 2 exons. The record is from RefSeq and is a predicted model, not a curated record. Gene Ontology annotation, biological process: L-tryptophan biosynthetic process.